This is a messenger RNA of Cladophialophora psammophila CBS 110553, 972 nucleotides long. Its product is annotated as alcohol dehydrogenase. Bases 1 to 972 code for a protein of 323 amino acids. Lineage: Eukaryota; Fungi; Ascomycota; Eurotiomycetes; Chaetothyriales; Herpotrichiellaceae. The record is from RefSeq and is a predicted model, not a curated record. Gene Ontology annotation, molecular function: aldose reductase (NADPH) activity. Gene Ontology annotation, cellular component: cytosol. The transcript has a single exon.
AUGGCACUCAAUCGAACGUUUACCCUCAAUACAGGGACUAAAAUUCCUGCUGUCGGAUUCGGCACGUGGCAGGCUGCACCGCACGAAGUCGAGAAGGCGGUAGAGAUAGCUCUCAGGGCUGGGUACAGGCAUCUGGACUGUGCGGCAAUCUAUAGAAACGAGACAGAGGUCGGCCUAGGCAUUCGGAAAAGUGGCGUCGACCGGAAAGACAUCUUCAUUACGACCAAGCUCUGGAACAGCAAACACGAUCCCAAGGAUGUCGAACCGGCACUCGACAAGUCGUUAAAGGAUCUCGGUCUCGACUACGUCGACUUGUACCUUAUGCACUGGCCCGUGGCUUUCGCAUCUGGCGACCGGUGGUUUCCCCUCGACGAGCAGGGCGUGUUCCGGCUGUCAAGUGUGCAUUUCAACGAGACGUGGAAGGCGAUGGAGGCAUUGUUGAAGACUGGGAAGACCCGCGCAAUUGGUGUCUCAAAUUUCAACGUUCGCCGUCUGAAGGAGCUCCUGUCCAGUUGCGAGGUAGUCCCUGCAGUUAACCAGGUGGAGGCACAUCCAUAUCUUCAGCAGCCCGAACUACUCGCCUUCUGCAAUGAGAAGGGAAUCCUGGUCCAGGCGUAUAGUCCCCUGGGUAAUAACAUGACCGGAGAGCUAAAGACGGUCGAUGACCCCGAAGUACAUGCCAUUGCAAAGUCCUUGGGGAUGGACCCCGGUGCAGUCCUCGUGAGCUGGGCCGUCCAACGCGGGACGGUGGUGCUUCCCAAGAGUGUCACCGAAAAACGCAUCCGCGACAACUUUCAAGAUGCUAUCCUCCCCGACGAUGCGAUGCAAAGGUUGAACGCGCUCGAGAGACACAAAAGGUUUAACUUCCCUGCCCGAUGGGGUUACGACAUCUUCGACGAGCUCGGUGAAGAGCAGGUCGCCAAAAUCGCAAAGGAAUCUGGGCUCGAGAAUCUGCAAAAAUUCACUGUUUGA